AUGUAUCAUACUUCAGUGACGAACUCGGGUUCUAAUUCUUCUGUUGACAAUUUAUCCAAAUUUUGUAGUCGAUUACGAUCCGACAACGGAAUCACGAAAAAUAAAUUUAAAGAUAUAUAG
This is a messenger RNA of Funneliformis mosseae, 120 nucleotides long. The record is from the annotation of a GenBank genome assembly. NCBI's taxonomy places the organism in Eukaryota, Fungi, Glomeromycota, Glomeromycetes, Glomerales, Glomeraceae.